AUGGUAGUGAACAAGUCUCUCUACAGGUUGGUGCGGGAAGAUGCCGAGCAAAACGAGUUUGCGCUUGUGGAAAAGGUAUUUCUAGCUCUUUUCACCACUGUGCCCGGGAAAAGCAUCACCAGCGGCUUGAUCAAAGUGGCAAUGGGCCAGCAUGAAGAGGAUUGCUCGGACCUGAAAAGUUGCGACCCGUGCUGGCAAAAUUUGUACAAGUCAUGGCGGUCCAAUCGUCACAUUUUGGACCUCUUUCUCAACUGGAUGAUCAUGAUCGAAACCGAUGAGAUCGAUUUGAGCAAGUAUAACAGACCGACAUUCAAGAAUGCGUUGCGGUUUUUACUACUGGGAGCUGAUCCCGGGUUUACCGUACCGCUAUGGGACGAGAGCAAUCUUGUCGAAGAAUAUUUGCAGCACGCAUCGCCGCUGAUACAGAAACACUUGUUGGCGAUGAACGGCGAGCGCAUGGCCCAUAUCAUCAGCAAGUACCGCAGGUUGUACGAGUUCUGUGGUGUUUUCAGCGUGUUUGACGUGGACCCCCAAUUCCAGGACUAUUACGCGCUCAAAUGUCUUCCAAAUAGUGGAAUAGCGCUUCUCGAAAAGUACUGUACCGUUAUUCUGGAUUCGCGGACCAUGGACAAUGAUAUAAGGCCGUUUCUCAUGGAACAGUUCGAAGCCCUUUUCGCAGCUGGAAUCCUCCCCACUUCAAUGGUAUCCUCCACGGUCAUGUCAACAAUGACAGAUGCCGCUGCAUCCGCAUCCGCAUCCGCAUCCUCCUCCCAGUGCAUACUUCCCGAUAUAAAGCAUUGGCUUCCGAAAAAGGAGCCUCCCAAGAAACAACCCCUGGAAGGUCCGUUCCCAAUGUUUGAAGCACUGGGACUCGACCAAUUUAACACCCCAUUGAUGUUGCCCCAAUUCUCUCUCCUUAUCUCCUUCUCGCAUCCAAAAAACCAUCCACCACCAAACGACAAAAAUAUCAUAUCGUUGGACCUGUUGCACGAGAUGUACAUCGGUGCACUAUCCAAACACAUCUCAAAGCUAUCAAUUUGUUACCAGCCUAUCUGGAGAGACCUAGCGUGCUCAAACUUGGAAAUCAUAAUCACCCGUAUCCUUGUGUACCUAAAAUUGUGGGACUACGAACAAUUGCAAGAAAUAGAAAUUCGAACAGAAAGCGAUCCGGAAUCUUGCUUCGAAAACUUAUCCGAGUGGGUCCCCAACAAUAUCACUUACGCAGAUGUAGAAAUCUAUUACAUGGUUUUAGCAAUGUGCUUUUAUUCCCUUUACAAACUGAACUCAGACCAACUUCCAAAAUUGAAUCCCUCGUUGCCCUUAUUACUUCGCGCCUGGAAGUGUUUGACCACGAUUCUCAUGAUAGGAUUGGAACUUGAUAGAUAUCAAGAAUCACAGGUAAAUUACCGGACGCCAGUUGUGGUUCGCUCUAUAAUUCGUAGUGCAUCAGCAGUCAGAGCCCUAGUAGCUACAAUUCUUAACGGCCACAUGGAUAAAAGGGCACACGACUUCAAACAUGAACCAUUUAGCGCAUUUAUGUCCCCACAUGGAAGAAAAGUUUGUAACGGUGCACUUUUCACCUCCCAGUUGGCACUUUUCACCGCGCUAUGGCCCUUGAAUGACGAUUUUGAAGAAACCGUUGACCUUAUAAACGAAGUGCAAAGGGGAGACAGAAUCGACGAGGAUGUUAGGUAUAUGUUUGACUAUGAGUACUAUGACUUCAACGAUGCUGAUAUCGACCGCUUAGAUGAAGACGACGCAAUGUUUUUAUCUACAAAACAGGAACUUGAAGACAGAAAACGAUUUAGACUCUUGCGUGGUUUCUACAAACGUUGUCAUUGUAAAUUUAGUAACGAUGAUGAAGAAGAGGAUGGAGAUGAUAGAGAAAGUAUUGAAAACAACGAUAGAAAUAAUGAUAAUGAUUAUGAUGAAAAUAAUAAUAAUACUAAUAAUAAUAACAACAAUAGUAACAAUAAUAAUAAUUAUAAUGAUAAGAAUAGAAAUAAUAGAGAUAAUAGAAAUGGUGUGGAUCUUAAUGAUGACGAAGAGGACGAAAACGGAUUUACAUUAGAUGUUUUCAAGAGAAUUAUUGCUAGCGGCAAUAAAACACGUCUUACUCCGCGUCCAGAGAACCAGGAACAAGAACGGACUUCCGAAAACUCAGCUGUAUCUUCUGAAUCUCAGGGUCCUGGAAAACACUUAAAACAGAAUAUAGACGCUAGUCUCACCAAUCCACAUAUUAAUAGCAAAGGUGAAGACUGGAGAGAUAUCCCCCGUGGAUCAAACUUGUAUUAUAAUGAAAACUUUUCGUUCGCUACAAAAGUCUUAAAAGACGGUAUGUUAUGGGGCUUGAAAACCCUCUCUUUAGGAACCCUUCAAAAAGAUGAAAGUUUGGAGCUUAUUCGCGGUAUAGCAACGGUUGUAAGAGUUGAACAAGAACAACUUUUAGCCAAAAGAUUUGGAAAAACCAGUGAGUUUUUCGAUUCUACUGAAGUAGAAGUGACCUCUGAAGAGAUUAUAGAAGCAACAUUCAAAAAUGGCUCGAAAGAGAAUUUAUCAUUUAUACCCUGGAAUGAAUCCUUGGGCUGGAAGAUAUUGGAUGAAUUGCUAAUGAGCCAUAACCAUAGGAGGCUCCUCAUAUAUCGGUUGGCCCAUGCCCAUCAUUCGUACGAUUCAGUUCAUUAUAUAUAUGAGUUACUGUUUGGGCUACGUGGUAACACUCUUAAAAAAUACGAAUCGGAAUCAAGUAAAAACAAACAACUUGAUUUCGCUUCUGGAGUAAAUAUGGGGUCAUUUGACAGGUGCGCUGAUAUUGAAUUUUCAAGGCAAGGGGUUAUCCAACUAUCAAUGAUUGAAAAGAAAAUGUUAUUACAGGAGUUCUUCAUGACUAUUAUUCGGUCUGUACAUAAUGGUUGGAAACACGCUGAAAGUCAAGAUACCACUAUUCCGGCUGCUCAAAGGAUGGCUAAUAAGGAGUUUUUGGCCCCGGCUGUUUAUAUGAAAGCUUGUAUCCUAGGUAUGGUUAAGAUGGUUUGCUUUAUUCUUGAAGAACUGUUGAACGACAAAGAAUAUGAAUUUGUGGCUCAAGAGGACUAUGUGUUUGAAUUAGAAUCAUUUUUAACAACUUGGUCUUCUCUCUCUCCGGAGGCAUGCUCCGUAUAUUCCCUUUUAAAGGCUAAAAUGACUGGUAGAAGCCCUGGUAACAGUGAGAAGGAUGAUACAAGUGCUUUAGACUUGGAAGAAUACGAACAAUCUUUAUCAAUCGAUUUAAGUCGUGUGGAUUUAGACAGUGUCGAAACGGCAACAGGUUUGUCUGAUACUUAUAACUUUAAAGGUCGCACAAUUCCAAUGAAGUCUAUUGCUAAGCAAUUCUCAAGGAUACUUCCUGUAGAUUUUAUAGAGGGAAAGCCUGCGGAGAAAGUCUACAAGUAUCUCUCUAACACGUAUCCGUUGACUGCGAGUGCUCCAGUGUAUGGGAAAGAAGUUAUCGAAUAUCAUGAUGAGAUUUUACCUAUGGAUCCAAAAAAUGAUCAUUUACUAUACAGGGAAUUUUUAGCACUUUUCGGCAUCAACUACAUGGAUGUCUUAGAGUCCCAGCAGCAAGAGGCUGAAGAGGAAUCUGAUGACAUUAUUAUAUAG
This is a messenger RNA of Kluyveromyces marxianus DMKU3-1042, 3639 nucleotides long. RefSeq names its product CCR4-NOT core subunit CAF130 (gene CAF130). The record is from RefSeq and is a predicted model, not a curated record. NCBI's taxonomy places the organism in Eukaryota, Fungi, Ascomycota, Saccharomycetes, Saccharomycetales, Saccharomycetaceae. The coding region runs from base 1 to 3639 and encodes 1212 amino acids. The transcript has a single exon.